UGCAUAUGCAAAAUAGGUAAUAGGCCAUUGACAAACAAAAAAGAAAAAUAGUAAAAUAAACAUAUGAAACAAAUAAAUAUAACAAGUAAAAAUGAAUAAUAAUAAUAAAUAAUAAUAGUAAAAUAAAUAUAUGAAAUAAAUAUAAUUAUAAAUUCUAAAUCACAACAGAACAAAAUACAAAGGAAAUAGUAUAUGUGCAAAAUUAUAAUCAUUUUUUAGAGUAGAGCAUGGCAGGGAGGCAAAGCAUAUGUCACGUAAACAUCAAAAGGUACAAGACAAAUAAUAAUGUGCUUUAAUGGCAAUAAUGACACAGUGCACUGAAAAUGAUCGGAAUGUCAACGGAGGAAUGUAAAUAGAUUUAUGUAAAUCAGGUCUGUUGAAAGACCUAGAUGCUCCUGAAAUCCCACUAUCAAAUAUGGAAGUUUUACCUGGAGACACUGUUACGAUUAGAUUUGAUGUUGUUGCCAGCCCAACUGCUACCUAUGUAUGGAAAACAACGCCAGCAACAACAGACGACCCAGAAACAUACACAUUUACUGUGUCUGACAAAAUUGGUGAGACUUAUACUUCAACACUUAACGUAAGUAAUGAAGUCGGAGCAAGUCAGUCGUCGGUAAAGGUAACAGUUGUUGCAUUAGUACCAACAUCGACAUCUGUAGCAUGUACUUGUGCCACAGGUGUGCACAAUAUGAUCAUGUUUCAACGAAAUACAGUUUCUUGUACAGUGCUUAUGGUCUUUGUUAAUAUUUUUAUCUGUAUAUGCUUUGCUGUGAUUGUAACUGUUGAUAACUCUAGUGAUAUAGUUGAAGGCCAUGAAACCAGAAUAACGUGUAGCAUCGUGCGAAGUAGUCCAAGUAGCGUAGCUGUACCUGUAGUAAUAUGGAAUAAUAUCACUAAUGGUGUAAUUGAUCUAAUAGCAGAUUAUAAGGUUGGAGGCGGAUUAGUACAGCCUUCAUACAGCGACAGAUUCAGUGUUAAAGGAGAAACAACACUAGUGAUUGCUAACACUCUACGAAGCGACAGUGGCACGUAUCAAUGCAUUGUGAAUAUAAGUGACGAUCCCCCUAUAAUAGCAUUUGCUGACGUCACACUUACUGUUAUAUAUGCUCCUCAAAUCUCUUCAUCAAUUAUGGAAGUCCAACCCGGAGACACUGUUACGAUUAGAUUUGAUGUUGUUGCCAACCCAACUGCAAGCUAUGUAUGGAAAACAACGCCAGAAACAACAGACACUGAUACCGACGUAGAAACAUACACAUUUACUGUGUCUGACAACAUUGGUGAGACUUAUACUGUAACAUUGAACGUAAGCAACGAGGUUGGAGAAAGUCAAUCAACUGUAAAGGUAAAAGUUGUUGCAUUAACACCAACAUCAACAUCCGUAGCAUUUACUUGCCCAACAGUAUCACAAAAAUGUUCAAGUCCAGAUACUAGUCUUACUGUUGGAAUGACGCUUUUAAGUUUCUUUGUCGGAAUCAUUUUGUCUUCAUCUUCAUUUCUCAUUCACGGAAAAAUAAGAAAUGCAAAGGCAAAGGUAUAUAUGUCGUACAGAGGGGAUCCGUGUGAAGAGAACAAGACGUAUGAAGAUCUACAGUGGAUUGGUGACAACUCAUUUAUGUAGGCAUAAAUGUCAAAACAAACAAAGAGAAUACGAAUUCAUUAUUUUGAUUUUCAGAACUGGACGGAUCGAGCAGACUACUAUAUGAUAUUCGACUUGUUAGACAAUAUAAACAUGAGAAGAAAACUAUAACAAUUAUCAUUGAUAAAAUACGGGACACUAUGAUGGGAACCAUACCGUUUCGUGGGAAUAGGGAAGAUAAUUUUCCAACAAAGGAAGCAAUGCACAUUAGGUCAAGUACACAACGAUUUAAAGCAUUACAGGCCUACUCAUGUGCAGGGAUCAACAGAAACUAGUAAUAUAUAAACACAUGAGUGUUGUGAUGUACAACCGACAUUUAGUUUAAACGUUUGCAUUGGCUGUGAAUUUGUGUUGACGAUCGGCUGAUAACGGCAGACGAAUCCAUCCAGUGUGAAACGAUCCGUCGCGUGUUGCGUUGUUCAACAAUCGUCCCUUCAGCACUGGCUUAAAUGAACGGCCAAAAUUUAACCAUUAUUUCACUUUGAAGUUAGGCAGAAGCUCUGUCUGCGACGGCCGGCUAAUAACGGCAGGCGUAUCCAUCCCCGCUCUAUGUGAGCUCGAAACGAUACGUAUUUUGGGGUCCUCUCGGUAUCGCGUCGGCCAACAAUCGAAUUGUGAGUGCCUGGCUUAAAGGAACUGUCAAAAUUUAAUGAAUGUGUGAUUUUCAAUGUUCAUAUCACGUGUUUCACUAUUGCAUUUUAGUAAAUUUUAUUCAUUAAUUAAAAAAAGUAAAUUGAUUGCAUGGAUCAUCAUAAAAACAGCAGUUGUUGAAAUACAGCAUUUAAAAUUGAUUAUUCUGAGAAUUAUAGACUCACUUAACAAUCAACAAUUUAACCAGGUGAGAAUAAUACAUUAACCGAUAAUGAUAAGAUAUAUAAGUUGUAACGUGUUAGAUCACGCAAUUUACACUUAAUUAGAUUGGCACGAUAGUCAGUAACAGCUCCUGUAGUAACAAUACAAUAAUAAUUAUAAAGUUAUGCCAAUAUUUUAAAACUAAUUUAUCGUAAUAAUAAGCUACAGGGUUUUUUUUUUAAAUGUAUGUAUUUUUAUAGUAAUUUUUAUAUUUUAUAUAAGGAGCAGCUGCUUCUCAUAUGAGUUGCAAUAACAUAUUUGCUCAAACUGUUC
Anneissia japonica is the source of this 2761-nucleotide messenger RNA. RefSeq lists its product as uncharacterized. The coding region runs from base 416 to 1618 and encodes 400 amino acids. NCBI's taxonomy places the organism in Eukaryota, Metazoa, Echinodermata, Crinoidea, Comatulida, Comatulidae. The transcript has 9 exons. Gene Ontology annotation, molecular function: cell-cell adhesion mediator activity. The record is from RefSeq and is a predicted model, not a curated record.